Molecule: messenger RNA, 1098 nt
Organism: Cladophialophora yegresii CBS 114405
Lineage: Eukaryota; Fungi; Ascomycota; Eurotiomycetes; Chaetothyriales; Herpotrichiellaceae
Exons: 2
Coding region: 1-1098 (365 amino acids)
Biological process (GO): spliceosomal snRNP assembly
Cellular component (GO): nucleus; SMN complex
Source: RefSeq, a predicted model, not a curated record
AUGUCGCGCAAACGCCGCAAUACUUCAUCGCCCGAGCCGGACGAUUUGCCGCCCUCGCCCAAGCGACGCAACAUCCCUGGCGCCCAUCUCAACUACGAGUCUGAAGGAGAAAGCCAUGAGACUCCUCGGUUUGAUGAUCGCGUUGGGCAGACUGGCGCAUUCCCUGGACUUGGAGCUGAUGACGAUGAGCUCUUCUACGGCCCUGCUAGUGAUGGGAUCGACUAUUUGAGGAUGGUGCGAUCUGAGGCCAAACAUGUCCCGCACAUCUUGACAGCAUCGGGAGCAUAUGCUCACCAAGAGGUUGGCCAAGAAGAGGGGGAGAUUGAAGAAGGAGGAUACUAUCACGACGGGACAUAUGCGGCAACCCACGAGCGAUCUACAGCUGUCGAGCCUGCCUCCUCUCUUCCACCUGCGCAGACACGAUACUACGAUGCUCUCCUCCGGCAAUUCAACCUCAUCCGAAAAACCCUGCGAUGUUCCCCUCCAUUAUCUGCGGUGCAGACUCUCCGACCGGACCAAUUCAUAUCAUUUCCCGAAAAUACGAACAAGGUCCGGACGCAGUGGGUCGACCACAUCCUUUCGACAGACCCCCAUCCUGUUCAGCUGGCGUGCAUGGACUCGAGCACAGUGGUGGAACUCGUCAGUUUCCUCGGCAUGGAGCUGGAGAGACUGCUGCGGGUUGGGGACCAGAUCAAGGUGGCGCGGGUUGGUGCUUGGGUGUGGGCCAUCUUAGGCAAGUGUCGUGACUGUGGGGAAAUGUCAAGCGAGGAGGUAGGAGACUUGAGGCAACUGGCGCAGGUAGCCCUGCGGUCAAAAGGGGACCAUCAGCCUGUGGAUAUAGACAUUGAUGAUGAAGAUGGGAACAUAGGUGGAACAGUGCCCACAGCUCAGACUGCUGAGAAAAACUCAGCUGAGUCCACUGCGAGCCACCUAGAUGGACAGGGUCUGGUGAUGGAGAAGCCGGAUAACAGUGGUAUGAGGCGGGAGAAGUUGCUAAGCAGGACGGUGGACAUGAUAGUCACGGUUGUGGGCGAGGUUUAUGGUCAAAGAGACCUGCUGGAUGCUCGGACGAUAUGGCUUCAUGAGGAAGUGAGAUGA